Molecule: messenger RNA, 2131 nt
Organism: Ochotona princeps (American pika)
Lineage: Eukaryota; Metazoa; Chordata; Mammalia; Lagomorpha; Ochotonidae
Gene: RAB3IL1
Product: RAB3A interacting protein like 1
Exons: 11
Coding region: 528-1802 (424 amino acids)
Biological process (GO): exocytosis
Cellular component (GO): Golgi to plasma membrane transport vesicle
Molecular function (GO): guanyl-nucleotide exchange factor activity
Source: RefSeq, a predicted model, not a curated record
GGAGCAUCACAGAGGGCCUAACCCCUGGGCAUGUUUCCAGGCCCUGCCUCAGCUGGGCAAGGACAAGGGUACCCCUACUUGGCUGGGGGGAAGUGGGCAGGGGCCCCUGGGGUGGGAGGGGCCAGCCAGGCCUGGUGGCUGCCUCCAGGCUCUGUGGAAGGCAUGUGCCAGCCCACAAUCUCAGAACAAACAGGGCAGAAGCCAGGCCAGGAAAGGAGGGGACAGCUGGAUAGAGGGCAGGGAGCCGGGAAACAAAACAGACCACAGCACCUCUGCCCUGAGGUCAGGCAGCCUGGCGCCCAGGCACCAUUCAAAGGGAUGAACGUUUAAGUUCCGGCCACAGCAUAAGGACACCAAGGAGCCAGGGAGACAGGGAGAGGCUGGGACACAGCUGGGCCUAGCUUCACCAAGCCCCAUCCUGCCCGUGACAACAAAAUAGCAUGAGCUAGGCCAGAGCGGGCACACCUACAGACCCCAGGUGCCAUUAGGAGAGUGCUGGGACCCCCACGGACUCUUCCAGGGUGACUAUGUCCAGCACCGUGGGACCCUGGGGGAGAGGAUCCAGAAGGCUCGGUCUCUUUCCUAUUGGCCUCGGAGUCACGGAAGUGUCCCAGCAGAACCCCCGCCCCCCGGGAGCAGCACUUCAACAAGAUACCAGCACCCUCCCACCCCAGCCAGAUGAGGGCCUGCCACCACCCCUCGCAGCCAACUCUAUCCCCUGGAAGAGUGCAGGCCCCUGCAAAGGCUGCAGGGAGGCCCCGGGAGACCUGGUGGACGCCUGCACCAGGGAGGAGGCCCCGACUGAGGAGGGCCCUGCGGCUGCCAAGCUGGACAUGUCACGCCUGCGCAGCUCCUCCAUGGAGAUCCGCGAGAAAGGCUCGGAGUUCCUAAAGGAAGAACUGCGUAAGGCCCAGAAGGAGCUCAGGCUGAAGGACGAGGAGUGUGAGAGGCUGUCCAAGGUGCGGGAGCAGCUGGAGAGAGAGCUGGAAGAGCUGACGGCCAGUCUGUUCGAGGAAGCCCACAAGAUGGUUCGAGAAGCCAACAUGAAGCAGGCGGCAUCAGAGAAGCAGCUAAAGGAAGCUUGGGGCAAGAUCGACAUGCUACAGGCGGAGGUGACCGCCUUGAAGACACUCGUCAUCACGUCCACACCGGCCUCUCCCAACCGCGAGCUGCACCCGCAGCUGCUGAGCCCCACCAAGGCCGGGCCCCGAAAGGGCCACUCGCGUCACAAGAGCACCGGCAGCUCCCUGUGCCCGGCUGUGUGCCCCGCCAUGGGGCACAGCCUCACCACCGACAAGGAGGGCAAAGAGGUGGACACCACCCUGUUCGCGGAGUUCCAGGCCUGGCGGGAGUCGCCCACCCUGGACAAGAGCAACCCCUUUCUGGAGAGGGUGUACCGGGAGGAUGUGGGUCCCUGCCUGGACUUCACCAUGCAGGAGCUCUCGGCACUGGUGCGGACCGCUGUGGAGGACAACACACUCACCAUUGAACCUGUGGCUUUGCGCACCCUGCCUGCCAUGUCGGUGGCCCCGGUGGAGUGCGGCAGCACUAACACCUGUGCCCUAAGCGGGCUGGCCCGCACCUGCCACCACCGCAUCCGACUCGGGGACUCCGAGAGUCACUAUUACAUCUCACCCUCCUCCCGGGCCCGGAUCACAGCCGUAUGUAACUUCUUCACCUACAUCCGCUACAUCCAGCAGGGCCUGGUGCGACAGGAUGCAGAACCAAUGUUCUGGGAGAUCACAAGACUGCGGAAGGAGAUGUCGCUGGCCAAGCUUGGCUUCUUCCCUCAGGAGGCCUAGGCCCCUGCCCAGGCCUGGAGCCAGGCUCAGACCUGCAACACCUGUUCCAGGACAGACGGGCGGCAAGUCCUGGAGCCAACUCUGAGCUAGAAGCCGAAGGGAUGUACAGACAACCAGGCUGGCAGGGGCAGGGGGAGAGGGGAGCCGCCCUGAGCCAGCACCAGCUGACUGUCCUGGGACCACAGGCUUGGACUGCACGGCAUGCCUCAUCUCCUUCCCCACUGGGUUCUGCAGCCACCAGAGAAUUCCAGAAUAGCACCAAAGACCAAGGAAGGAGCUUGGAGCCAUGCUCUGGGGGCUCGGAGACCUCCGCUGCAGCCGGAAGCCCC